This is a messenger RNA of Hydatigera taeniaeformis, 1149 nucleotides long. The record is from the annotation of a GenBank genome assembly. Lineage: Eukaryota; Metazoa; Platyhelminthes; Cestoda; Cyclophyllidea; Taeniidae.
AUGAUGGUGCUCUUUGGGUCUCUGGCAAUGUUAGAUGAUUUCUGUCCCAGGCUUUCUUUCACCGUCAUUCCCACAUCUGCUAAUUCACCCGAAGAUGGCGAAGGUCCCGCUGUCUCCAGCAAAAAGCUUAACCAUCAAUCUCGCCCAUCUAGUUUGAUCUUAGCACGGGAUGGCAUCUUGACGGGGAGUCGAUCAAUUGGCUCAGAAGCUAUCAACCGGGGUAAUGAGCGCGUGAACGUCCAGUCACCUGUUCUUUUGGAGAAUGAACCUGUGGAACUUUAUACAUCUUCCAACGGUCAGAACUUUCAGCCUCCCAUGAUUGAGACUUCUUUUGGUCAUGAUGGGGAUAAUCUGAAUGUUGUUCAGCUGUCUUCUGCGACAGAUGAGGCCGUCGAUCGAAAGCAUAACUGUCCACGAUUUCUGGUCCUUCCCGAUAGAUCGAUGAGUCCUCUCCGGAUGCAUGAUGAAUCUACUUCAGUCAGUCAAGUUAUGAUUUCUUCAAAUAGUAACAAAGCAGCACGGGAUGAAAAGGGUGGUAAAGGUACUAUAAGUGAAAAUCAAGCACUGUCACUGAUGUCUGUUGAGCGGGGAAUUUCUACGCUUGAGGAAUCGACUACAGAAUUUCAGAAUGGUGACCGAGAUCUUCAAACUACCACUACGAUGAGUUUUAGCUAUUCUUAUAUAAGCCGGACCAGGCGAAGAAGAAAAGUCAUAAGACGCACCACAGAACUGUUUCAUAUGGGAAGCAACGGGGACCUGGAACGUCAUUUUGAUAAUGGCGUAAACUCCAUCGAUAAAGAUGAGUAUCAGACCGAGCCGGAUUUGAGGACGAUGCAAGGCGGGUUUGAACAACUCCCGGUCGACAAAAGAGUCCAUCGGUCAGUGUCGGUGCUUCCCAAUCCUCAGUUGCGCUCCGCCCUCGGUUCCGAGGUGACUGGCCUCCCAGGACAGCGCCAGCAAUGCCAUUUGCCUCGCAAAGCCUCCCUCGUGGCUCGCGAAUCCAUCAACCUCUCCCUGCAGGCUCUCUAUACACCCACGAAGUUCGGCUCCGAUAGAGCAUUUUACUUCAGUCUUGAUGCCGAGAACACCUCACAGGUAUGGCAUGAGGACCGAUUUCUUGAAGCGAGGGAUAAGGCAGUGGAUAUUUAA